Zootoca vivipara (common lizard) is the source of this 3790-nucleotide messenger RNA. RefSeq names its product complement C8 beta chain (gene C8B). The record is from RefSeq and is a predicted model, not a curated record. Gene Ontology annotation, cellular component: membrane attack complex. Gene Ontology annotation, biological process: complement activation. NCBI's taxonomy places the organism in Eukaryota, Metazoa, Chordata, Lepidosauria, Squamata, Lacertidae. Gene Ontology annotation, molecular function: protein binding.
GCUGGGAAACAGCUACUAAUCCACCUUGCUCACCCCACUGUUUUCAAACACGGUAGCAAACGGAAUUAGUAAAGAAACCUGCUAUAGAUUUCCCACAGUACUUUAAAACAUGAGUGCAGCAUCUAUUCUCCUUUGUUCGUGGCUGGCCAGAGUUUUCGUGAUCUGUGCAAGCAUAAGCUUUGUAAAUUUGCAUUGCUCCAGUGGAGAAAAAGACAGUUCUCUUCAACUAUAUGGAGCCGAUACCAAUGUGACCAAAGGCAGAUGGCGCCGGUCUCCCAGCAACCCACCACAGCCCAUCGAUUGUACGCUUUCCAGCUGGUCAUCAUGGAGCACUUGCGAUCCUUGCCAGAGGAAAAGGUACAGAUUUGUCCAUGUGGAACGGCCUUCUCAGUUUGGCGGUGACCCGUGUGAUUACUCUGACAAAGAAACUGAAGACUGCGUUACAAACAGACCUUGCAGGAAUACAGUUAGAUGUGAAGGCUUUGUGUGUGCCACAGGGAGAUGCAUUAAUCGGAGGCUGCUUUGCAAUGGAGAUGAUGACUGUGGGGAUCAGUCAGAUGAAAGAAAUUGUAAGAAAGUAUAUAAAAAAUGCAGCCAGGAGAUGGAACAAUAUUGGGGAAUACAAAUGCUAGCAAGUGGAUUAAAUAUUUUCACAAACGACCUGGAAGGAUUGGUUUUAGACUAUAAAUACUAUGCUGGAGCAUGUUCUCCCCAGUAUAUUAGAGACACCAAUUUCAGAAAACCAUACAAUGUAGAAAGCUAUUUGGCAGAGACCAAAGGCAAAUAUGAAUUUGCGUUGACUGAAUAUGAAUCUUAUUCAAGUUUUGAAGAGAAUGUCUCCAAGGCAAAAGCGAAACAACAAAGCUUCAGCAUUGGCAUAAAAAUACCAGGCAUGUUUGAAUUUAGUUACAGUGAGGAUGACAAGAGGUACCAGAAGUACAUUCAGAGGACAAAACGAUUUUCUUCAACGUCAAGAAAAUUUAUCCAUGCCCGUUCCGAAUUGGAAGUUGCCCAAUAUAAAGCGAAGAGUCGGAAUUUAAUGCUUCACCAUGAGUUCUUCCAGAGACUUCUUCGCUUGCCUUUAGAGUACAGCUAUGGGGAAUAUCGAGAACUCUACAGAGACUAUGGAACACAUUACAUUACUGAAGCUACCCUUGGUGGAAUUUAUGAAUAUACUUUGAUCUUGAAUAAUGAGCAGCUUCAAAGCGCAGGCUACUCUUUAAGCGAUGUCCAGUCUUGUACAAAUCACGGAGUCAAAGUUGGUGGAAAUAUUUAUGGCGUUUAUCUAUCGGCUGGAAUAUCAAUUGCAGGUUGUGAUGCCAUUUUAAAAGAAAUUGGAGAUAACACAGCAGAAAGGAAAUUUGUGGAGGACUUUGUCGCCCUUGUUCGUGGAGGUGCAAGCGAACAUAUAGCAACACUUGCUUACAAAGACCUGCCCACUGCAGAACUGAUGCAAGAGUGGGGAGAUGCUGUUCAGUACAACCCUGAAAUCAUCCGGAUGAAGGUGGAGCCGCUGUAUGAAUUAGCAACUGCCACCACCUUUGCAAAUGCAAAUACCCUGAAACAAAACUUGAGGCGUGCCCUGGAAGAGUUCCAACAGGAAACGAGUAACUGUCAUUGCACUCAGUGCCAGGGCAAUGGAAACGCUUUCUUGAAAGGGACUCACUGUGAGUGCAUAUGCCCCUUGGGACAUCGGGGUCUUGCCUGUGAAAACACACUAAGGACAGAUGCUGCUAUAGAUGGGAACUGGAGCUGUUGGUCUAGCUGGUCUGCAGGUUCUGGAGGACAACGGACAAGAAGACGGGAAUGUAACAACCCAGCAGUGCAAAAUGGUGGCAAGCCAUGCAUGGGGCCAAACACUGAAACUGCUUAGUGAAAUAUUUGAGAAGUUACUUAGAAGAGCAGUAGAAGGGUCCUAAAAGCGUUUUAUAUUUUCCACUAGUAUUAAUUCCAGUUUUUUUACAUUGCUAUUAUUGUUAUUUAGGUAGACACUUUAAGUUGCUGUGGUCUAAUAUAGAAAUUCCCUUCAGGCAUGGAGACUUGAUAAAAGUAUUGAUAUAUGUUUUCCCAUUCAGUUCAAUGGAUAGAGGGAAUCACAUUGCAUGAGCAGUGUUGAUGGUCCCCUUGUGCAGGACUUUUCUGUACACUUCUGAAUGAAUACAUAUGACCUUUUGAACCAGAAUAUAAAUCUCAUGGAAAAUAUAAUUAAUAGAUACAUGUUCAGAACAUGCAGCAAAUAUAUAUUUUUAAUAUCUGCCACUGUGUUUUUUUCAUUUUGCAUAUAUACAAAAAGUCAUCAUCUGUUACUCUGACAUCAAGAAAUUCACACCUUUUUCUUUAUUUGGCUGAACUUCAAUCGACUAUUUCCCAUGAAUGCCUAAAAAUACACUUUUUUCUAAUAGUCACUGGAGGGUGCUUCAUCCUGCUGAGAUAAAUGAAAGCUUUAAAUCUCAAUCACAGCAGCCUCGUCAAAUGUGAAACUUGAAUCCAAUGUGGUGGCGAUAGACUCAGUUUCCCAUUUAUUGCAUUGAACGUAAAUUGUUUAACCAAUUAGAUAUUGCCUUAAAGGGAGAAAAGUGAAUUGUGAAGUGCUCUCAAAUACCCCUGUGACACCCAAUAAUUUCAAAACUGUGUUAUAAUGAUAUGCUUAUUCAUUGGAUGAUUUUCCCCUGUAGAUUACCCUGUAUAAGAAAGACCUUCGCAAGCAACCUGGAACUGAAUGUAAAAAUGAAAUGAAAUAAAUUAAAAUUCAUAAAGCUUAUGGGCAAAAACACUUGAUCCACACAAAUAAAGAUUAACCAUUAUGCUGUACGCUGAGAGUCAGCAUGUUGCGUUAGGAGUGAUGCAAAACAGACUAGGCCACCUGCUAUGUGCUUUUAAUUGUUGGGCAGAAGCAGUGUUGGUACAGGUGAUCUUGCAGGUAUCAGUACCACUCACUAAGAGGGGGAGUCCACGACUGCAUGGCCCACUGUGGGAGCACUAGCUUGUCUCCACCGAUCCAUCCACUCUGCCCAUACCACACCACCACUUCACCCUGCCUUGUAAGCAGGAGAGUGGCUGUUGCUGGAAGGCUAUUGCUAUGGCUCUGCCACUGGAGAGCUGCUCCUGCUUUUCCAUAGCUGUUUCCAGGCUCUGGGAAGCCCAUUGAACUCCCCUGUCUCCAGUGACCUUCUGCUGGCAGGCCUUUGGCCUCAUAAACCGGCUCAUUAUGGCCACAGUAAAUAUGCUGGGUUUUAUGCCCAUUGAUUGCUGCUUUGUACUUUGCAUUUUAUUGCUGUUGGAAACCCCAUUGGGUGAAAAGGUGAAGUCCAAAUCUGACAACUAAAAGAGAAAAUUCUGAGGUGCACCCAAAGCCAAAGAAAUCUGAUUAAGUGCCAGCCAUGGUCAUAGCUGAAGCAAGGUGUCACAAUAGACCCUUUUCAUGUGAGUGGUGUACAGAAAAAGAAGAAGCAAAAUGAUGUACCUGGAAUUUCCAGUGCUGAAUUAUGAUUUGGAGUGUUUUUACACGAGCUCCCGCACCACCUUGGCCCGGUUUCAGAACUGCUUGUCAUUUUUCGAGUGAGUAAAGAAUGGAAGUUGACUGAGCUGUUUUCUGGACAAGAGUAAAUUCUUUUAUGUAAAUUUCACCAUCGUUCCUGAGCAUAAAUAUGAAGCAAAGCUGGCAAGAGGCUGGAAGCUCACUCUGCAUCUAUCAAUUGCAUCUGCUGUUUCAAACACACACCACAUCAUAAUGCUGAAUGGCUCACUGAGCUAAAAUAAAUCAGGAAUCAUGACAGCGAGGCAGCAUUGG